CAUGAGACAUCCCAAUCUCUUGCUUGGCCUUUUGAUAAUAUCAUACUUUAGUGGUUUUCAAGUUACAAAUGCCUUCUCACAUUAUUGGGAAGAGCAUAUUGGUCUUCCACACCCUCCACAUUGGUUAGUUGCAAAGGCUUCUCCAUUAAGCCUCCAUCAGAUGGAAAUGUUUAUGAAACUUAUCAAGGAAAAUGAAUUCACUUCUCACCUACAUUUGUUCUGUAAGUAUGCUAAUAUUGCUUGUUCUACAAAUGCACUAGUGAAGAAGACAAUAGACUACACAACCCUGCCACCAAUAGCCAAAUGGAAUCAUGUCAAAGAGAAAUAUGAUGAACUUCCAAAUGAAACACCAUUGUGGGUUGCCAGCCAAGGAGGAUUGCCAUAUUUCCGGGAGUCAAUGGUUAAAGAGGGAGCUCUCAUACCUGUACCUGAUCUAAGGGACCCAAUGUCAUAUAAAUCAUUCUUGCCACGAAAUUUGGCAUAAAAAAUCCCAUUUUCCUUUGCGAAGAUUGAGGAAUUGAAGAAGCUUUUUGAUGUGGUGGAUGAAUCAAACAUGGGUAAGUAUAUUCAAGAUAGUCUUGAGAUAUGUGAGGAGAGCCCCAUCCGAGGCAAGCAGAGAACCUGUGCGACUUCUGCAGAGGAUCUCAUCGAUUUUGUUGUCGAGAAAUUAGGGCACCAUAUACACAUAUGGAGCACGGAGAGCAUUGAAGGAUCUUAUGAGAAUGUCACAAUUGGAGCUGUGAAACUUAUCCAUGGAAACCUCUCCGAACCACCAAUCUUAUGUCAUAGUAUGCCAUUCCUAUUUCAAGUCUAUUAUUGUCAUAUUUUGAAGAAUAUAAAAGUAUAUGCAGUUGAUAUACAUGCUCGGAAGAAAUUGAAUCAUGCAAUCAUGGCAUGCCACUACGAUACAUCGACUUGGAAUCUAAACAAUCUUGCUUUUAAGAUGCUAGGUUUUGGACCAGGACUAAUUGAAGUUUGCCAUUGGAUAAAUGAGAAUGGAGUGGUCUGGACAAAGAGUUUAGGUUGAGAAACAUUUGAAGAUUUGAUUAUCUUCAAUUUCUCUUGCUUGUGUUACAUGUUACACUCCUUAUGCUAUUUGAAGGAUAAAUAAUGACCUUAUUUUGGUUUUCAUAUUAUGUUUUUCAAGUUUCAAUAGUUUUUUGAUCUUCAA
This is a messenger RNA of Telopea speciosissima, 1171 nucleotides long. RefSeq lists its product as uncharacterized. The transcript is spliced from 2 exons. NCBI's taxonomy places the organism in Eukaryota, Viridiplantae, Streptophyta, Magnoliopsida, Proteales, Proteaceae. The record is from RefSeq and is a predicted model, not a curated record. The coding region runs from base 2 to 484 and encodes 160 amino acids.